AUGAAGGCCUCGGUGGUUGUGGCGUUGGCCAGCCUUGCCUCUGCUCACUAUGUAUUUCCAUCCGUCACUUACAAUGGCAAGACCACACAAGAUUGGGAAGUCGUCCGCAAGACGGCGAAUUACCAGUCCAACGGACCGGUCACGGACGUGACCUCCCAGCAGAUGACAUGCUACCAGCUAGCCCCAGGUAACGAGGGUGCCACGGUGCUGGAUGUGACUGCAGGAUCCACGAUUGGUGUGUUCAAGUUGGCAUUCACGAUCAAAGGCAAGCUCACUGACAAUCAGUUUCUCAAAGGCUACAACGCCAAGGCGUCCGUCUCCCAUCCCGGACCAGUCAAUUUCUACAUGGCCAAGGCGCCUUCUGGUUCCAUCACAAACUUCGAUGGCUCCGGAAAAGUAUGGUUCAAGGUCUACAACGACGGCCCGACAGUCACCUCUAACGGCAAAACGACGCUUAACGUCCAGAUUCCCAGGUGCCUCGCAGAUGGCGAGUACUUCCUGCGCGUCGAACACAUUGCUCUUCACAGCGCUAGUAGCGUCGGCGGCGCUCAAUUGUACAUCUCGUGCGCCCAGCUCCGUGUCAGCGGCGGCACAGGCACGUACAAGCCCAACUUGAUGUCGUUCCCUGGCGCAUAUAGCCCCAACGACCCGGGUCUCGUCGUGAACAUCUAUUACCCCGUUCCUCAAAACUACAAAACCCCGGGAGGCGAUCCACUGGUGUGUUAG
Messenger RNA from Colletotrichum siamense, 726 nucleotides. RefSeq names its product Endo-beta-1,4-glucanase D (gene eglD-1). The transcript is spliced from 3 exons. Bases 1 to 726 code for a protein of 241 amino acids. Lineage: Eukaryota; Fungi; Ascomycota; Sordariomycetes; Glomerellales; Glomerellaceae. The record is from RefSeq and is a predicted model, not a curated record.